Molecule: messenger RNA, 708 nt
Organism: Ostreococcus tauri
Lineage: Eukaryota; Viridiplantae; Chlorophyta; Mamiellophyceae; Mamiellales; Bathycoccaceae
Product: Translation initiation factor 3
Exons: 1
Coding region: 1-708 (235 amino acids)
Biological process (GO): ribosome disassembly; translational initiation
Molecular function (GO): ribosome binding; translation initiation factor activity
Source: RefSeq, a predicted model, not a curated record
AUGUUCGCCCGCGCCAACCUCCGAGCGCUCGCGCGACGCGCGCGCGGGGCGCUCGCGGGCGUCGAGCGCGCGGUGUCGAGCGCGCGGGCGACGGGCGGGCGACGCGCGGGCGCGGACGGGGAUGGGGUGCGGGUGAACGAGGCGAUCGAAUCGCCGACGGUGCGAUUGAUCCUCGACAAGGCGACGGCGACGACGGACGCGAUGGGGGCGAACGGGGGGGUGGAGGGGGCGUCGACGUCGACGCACGCGGUGAUGAGCGCGCGGGAGGCGCUGCGCAUGGCGCGGGCGAUGGGAUUGGAUCUGGUGGAGGUGAACGGGACGCAGACGCCGCCGGUGUGUCGAAUGAUGGAUUACGAACGCGCGCGGUACGAACAGCGACGGAAGAUGAAGGAACAGAAGAAGGCGUCGACGAAGGCGCAGAAGAGAGACGUGAUCAAGGAGUUGCGGUUGACGGCGAAGAUCGACGCGCACGACUUGAGAACGAAAAUGAGCGGGGCGAAGAAAUUUUUAGAGGCGGGGAAUCGAGUGACGUUUAGGAUCAUGUUCAAGAAGUCGGACGGGAUAGCUCUGGAUAAACGAGCGACGCGAGGGGCGGAGAUAAUGGAGAAUGUGAUGUCCAUGCUCGAGGACGUCGAAGUCGUGUCGGCGCCAAAAAUGGUGGGUCUGCAGCACAUGACGGCUUCGGUGUCGCCGAAAAGAAAGAAGUAG